Messenger RNA from Oreochromis niloticus (Nile tilapia), 8138 nucleotides. It is a transcript of the gene rnf123, whose product is annotated as ring finger protein 123. The record is from RefSeq and is a predicted model, not a curated record. Gene Ontology annotation, molecular function: ubiquitin-protein transferase activity; protein binding. The transcript has 38 exons. NCBI's taxonomy places the organism in Eukaryota, Metazoa, Chordata, Actinopteri, Cichliformes, Cichlidae. Gene Ontology annotation, cellular component: cytoplasm. Bases 238 to 3741 code for a protein of 1167 amino acids.
UCUUGAAGUAAAACCAGUCUGCCCUCCGUACCGUGAGAGGCGUUAACAGUGGAUAAGACUCCGGUGUUGUUGUGGAGAUUAGCUUCUUACCUCCUAUAUCCAGCGGCUCAAUUCACAGCUAUCAGCCGGACUACCGGAGCUAGCGGCGGCUACAGCGGAGCAGCGGCCCGUCCGAGCAGCCGGAGGCGGUGUGUCUCUGGCAGCAGUGUAUGGGUCAGGUGGCUCCAGUCGGACACCAUGAGUUCUAAGGGAGGCGGCACCGCUCUGACCCGCCGUAACUACAGGCUGGCGUCAGACAUGGACAAGCCGAGAUCCACAGGUAUCGUGAAUGAGAAGCUGCUGAGUGACUACCUACACCAUGUGUUUCCUUCCACUAAACAGGGACCCACGCUGGCCUCGCUCAGGAAGCCUCUGGGUUUCCAGGAUCUUCCUGCUCACUUGGAGAAGCUGCUGUCUGAGGACACACCUACCGAGGACGGUCAGGCUGUGGACGGUCGUCUGGGUCCUCAGCCCGUUGUCCUCGAUCACACCAGCGGCUUUGAAGGACUCCUGUUUGUGGACGACGACCUGCUGGGGGUCAUCGGCCACAGCAACUUCAGCUCCAUCCGAGCGACCACCUGUGUUUAUAAAGGGAAGUGGGCCUACGAGGUGCUGAUCUCCUCUCAGGGUCUGAUGCAGAUAGGCUGGUGUACCCUCAGCUGUCGCUUUAAUCAGGAGGAGGGUGUAGGUGACACGCCAGACUCGUACGCUUACGACGGAAACAGAGUGAGAAAGUGGAACGUGACGACGACAAACUACGGAAAGUCGUGGGCAGCAGGAGACAUCGUGAGCUGUCUGAUAGACCUGGAUGAAGGAACCAUCACGUUCUGCCUGAACGGCCAGUCUUUGGGGACGGCCUUCACCAACAUUAAGAUGGGUCCUGGCAUCGCUUACUUUCCCGCCAUCAGCCUCUCCUUUAAAGAGUCAGUGGCUUUCAACUUCGGCAGCAGGCCUCUCAGGUACCCCGUGGACGGCUACCUGCCCCUCCAGAACCCUCCAGCUGCAGACCUGAUGAAGGCCCACAAACUACUGGGCUACAUCAAGAACGUCCUGUCCACCGCCAUCGACACUCAGGAGGAGGGGCUGGUGGAGAAGGACUGCGCCGUGUGGAGGCUUCACGGAGAACCGACCGUCCUCGUCACUCUGGCUCACAUCUUUAACCACUUCGCUCCACUCAUGUGUAAGGUGUAUCUGGUGGAGGACGUGCUGAUGAACUUCCUGCUGGGGAUUCUGGAGGGAGGAGGUUCGGUGGACGAACACCCGCUCAUCCAGCAGCUGCUCGACCUCUUCUGGCUGCUGAUGGAGGACCACGAGGUGAACGAGUGUCUGAAGCAACUCAUGAUGUCCUUACUCAGGGCCUACCGCUUCUCCCCCAUCAUCCCAGACCUGGGCUUCCAGAUACACUACCUGCGGCUGACCACGGCCAUCCUGCGCCACGAGAAGUCCAGGAAGUACCUGCUCAGCAACGUCUUAUUCGACGUUCUGCGCUCGGUCGUGUUCUUUUACAUCAAGACUCCUCUGAGGGUGAAGGAGGCGGGGCUAGAGGAGCUCAUCCCAACCACCUGGUGGCCCACACACUUCGACAAGGAGGGUAAAGACGAGCUCGAGCCCAAAGACGAGAGCGCUGACGAGCGUCUGAGGCGCCGAGCCUACGAAAGAGGCUGCCAGAGGCUGAAGAAGAGGAUCGAAGUGGUGGAGGAGUUGCAGGUUCAGAUCCUGAGGCUGCUGCUCAAUAACAAGGACAAGAGCACGGGAGAAGCCUCGCGCUACAUUUUCCUCAACAAGUUCAGGAAGUUCCUCCAGGAAAACGCCAGCAACAGAGGGCACCCCACGGCUCUGUGUCCGCCCGAGUACAUGGUGUGUUUCCUGCACCGCCUCAUCACGGCGGUCAGAGGCUGCUGGGACGAAGGACACCGCAAGAGUCUGAGCAGCGUGAGCAGCGACGGGGCCUACGUCCCUCCUCAGCUCUUCUAUAACGGGAAGGUGGACUACUUCGAUCUGCAGAGGCUGGGCGGGCUGCUGUCCCACCUGAAGAAAACCCUGAAAGACGAUUUGGCGAGUAAAGCCAACAUCAUCAUCGACCCCGCGGAGAUCCAGGCCACGUCCAUGGACGACCUGGACGAGGACGACGAGAGCGGAGCUGCUCAGAGGCUGCCUGGGGCUGUGGCGAUGGGCGGAGCUCUGGCGAGGCCCAGCUGGUUGAGUUCUCCCACUUUGGGUCGGGCCAACCGCUUCCUGAGCACGGCCGCCGUCAGCCUGAUGACCCCCAGGCGACCCCUGAGUCAGCCGGAGAAGGUGAAGGUCCGAACGCUCGCCGUGGAGCAGCGCACUGAAGAGGACAUCGAGGGAAGUUAUGGCAACGACGGCCUGUUGCUGGGGCGACCGCUCGAGGAGCCCGAUCAACCAAAUGCAGACAAGUCGCUGCUGGAGAUCGUGGACGGGAUCGUGAUGAUGUACAACCUGAGUGUCCAUCAGCAGCUGGGGAAGAUGGUGGUGGUGUCAGACGAUGUCCACGAGUACGCCGUGGCGCUGAAGGACACGGAGGAGAAGAUCGCCCGCUGCCCCGCCAGAAGGGCCGACAUCCUGGAGGAGCUCCAGAAGAGCCAGAAGGUUUUUGCGGAGAAGCUGAACCACCUGAGCAGGAGGCUGGCCUGGAUCAACGCCACCAUCUACUCCAAGGAGAAGAUGCUGGACAUCUACUGGCUGUUGUGUGUCUGCAUCCGCACCAUCGAACACGCCGACAACACCGGCUCUCUCUUCGCCUUCACACCAGAGUUCUACCUCAACGUCGCCAUGAACGCGUACAGCGCCCUGAAGAACUACUUCAGCCCGGCUAACGGCAUGGACGAGCUGCCCGGCUACGAGGAAACUCUGACUCAGCUCGCCGCCAUCCUCGCCAAGCACUUUGCAGAUCCACGCAUCGUCGGGACAGAUAUCAAAGACUCUCUGAUGCAGGCGCUGGCCAGCUACGUCUGUUACCCACAAUCCCUCAGGGCCGUGGAGAGGAUCCCGGAGGAGCAACGAGUGGCAAUGAUGAAGAACCUGCUGGCUCCGUACGAGCAGAGACCAUGGGCCCAGACCAACUGGAUCCUGGUCAGACUGUGGAGGGGUUGUGGUUUUGGCUACAGAUACACUCGCCUCCCUCAUCUCCUGAAAACCAAACCCGAGGAUGCCAACCUGCCCAGUCUGCAGAAGCCGUGCCCGUCGUUGCUGCUGCAGAGACACAUGGCGGAGCUGCUCAGCAUGGACAAAGACAUGGCCGCCUCUUUCCUCAACAGCGUCCUGAACCAGCUCAACUGGGCCUUCUCUGAGUUCAUCGGCAUGAUCCAGGAGAUCCAGCAGGCUGCGGAGCGUCCAGAGAGGAACUUCGUGGACACUCGUCAGCUGAAGGUGUGUGCGACCUGCUUCGACCUGUCCGUCAGCCUGCUGCGGGUGCUCGAGAUGACCGUCACUCUGGUGCCUGAGAUCUUCCUGGACUGGUCCCGCCCCUCCGCGGAGCUGCUGCUCAGACGGCUCGCUCAGCUGCUGAACCAGGUGCUGAACCGAGUGACAGCAGAGAAGAACCUGUUUGACCGAGUCGUCAACCUCAGACUGCCAGGGCUGGAGAGCGUGGACCACUACCCCAUCCUGGUGGCUGUUACCGGCAUCCUGGUUCGGAUCCUGGUGGACGGAGACCGGCAGGGGAGUCCUUUCAUGCACUGACUGAGUGUGUGGAUCUUUGUCACGCUGAAACAAGAAGCUGAUGUUUCCAGAUGUUCCUGCCUGGUGGAUCAGACAGUUCAUCAGUUUAUCAAAGAUCUCCAACAGCACUGAAACCAUGACAGAGCCUCCACCGUGCCUCACAGAUGGCUGCAGACCUCCUCCUGACCUCCUCGUACACACUGACCGUGAUGUGGAUCCAUCGCUCCAUCAGACCUGUUCCUCUGAUCUUCAGCCCAGUUCUCGUGUCAUUUUCAGACCUCGGCCUUUCCUCCUGUGUCCCUUCAUUAAGAACGUCUUCCUGACAGCCGUCCUUCGCUGAUCGUCUCUGAUGAGGCUUCAGUGAGCAGCAGAUGAUCAGCUGGAGGUCCAGAUCGUCUCUCAGGUCCUGUGUCGGGUCUUUCUGAUCCAGUUCACCUGCUGUAGAGUUUGGGAAUCACCUCGUUGGAGCAAAAAUAAAAUUUUAUGUUAAACUGUGGUUUCUUUGGGAUUUUACACAGAUUGAAUAAAAACAUGGAAACAAGUGAAGCGUGUGUGUGACAGCCUGCUGCGAACAAAGAGCCUGCAGGAAGCGUUUAAACGGUGUUAUGCGCAGACACACACUGGUGCAUCGUUGAGUGAGGAGCCGGAUCAUGCUUGAAUGAUUCAGAGGCUCAACAAAUAAAAACACUUGUGUGAAAAUAAUCAGGUACAAAGACCAGUGUCCAAAAAAAGCGAGCUGGAGAACUGUUAUUGAGGAAAUGAGGGGUGGCUCGAGACUUUCGCCCAGCGCUUUGGUCCAGCGUAACCCUGUGAGGGGGGAGGGGGCGGGCCUCUAGAUUAAAGUCUGUAAAAACUACAGGCGUCACAUGACGUCCAGUAGGAGGAGUCUGUUUGGACAGAUGUCGUGUCUUCAGUUUGAACUCGGAGCUUUCGAUGCUGCCGUGAGGCUCGGACUCUGUCUCCAGGAGAUGAACUGAAUCCACCAUUGGAUUAGUUUUAUUAAAACAUGCGACCAGCACCUUUAAGCAUUUUUCUCACUUUACGUCCUGGCAUAUCAGGCGCUCCGCUGAGCUGAUGCCGGUCCGUGAUUGUCCGAUGAGGAGGCGGGGUUUGGCAGCAGCUCUGCACAGAUUGGGCUGAAUGAAGGAGCUCCGGGGUCCGAUCAUGUUGACUCGUUUGCUUCCCUGACCGCCUGUGAUCUGAUCUGAAGAGCAGGAACGGGAUGGAAUCAUUUAUUUCACUCAGUUUUAGUGAGAAAAGAUGUUUCUGAUGUCAUCAAACAUUAAAAUUGUUUGUGUGUUUGGAAGCUCAGCCGUGUUUAGAUCACGGUUCAUCUCCUGGUGGAUAUCUGUGAUUAUCAACCUGCCAGAUGGGUUUUUCAUCUGAUGAACUUGGGCUCGGAUGUUUUUCCAGUUUUGUUUGUGUUGUUUCUCCUCUGAUUGAGCCUCCCGUGGACUCUGAGGGCUCGCCUACACAUUUAAAGAAAUCACAUCUUGUGUAAUUAAGGUGGUGUGAACAGUAAACACAGAGCCUCUGCAGGGAGUUUCCAUCCGACGUGUCGACUGCAGUUCUGCCCUGGCUUGUCCAAGAUGGUGGCGUUAGAGUCCAUCAGACCGCUGGACAGUGGACUUGUUGGGAAAUCAGCUGAACAGCAGCCACAGGAGUGGAUUUCCUCUAAUAAAUCAGUCGUUUGUGACUCUGACAGAUAAGCAGUACAGAGCUGCUAUAAUGAGCCCCAGGUGCGCUGCUGUUAGUGUACCUGCACCAGUGGGAAACACUGACACACAGCCGGAGAUCUGAGGAUGGAGCUGAUUAAUAAAGUGAUCAGAAACUCAGGUGAAGCAUCUGGAUCCAUAAAUGAUUGACGAGGUUCAGGCGGAUUCAGGUUCAGCUGCAGAGCUGGAUUCUUCCACGGGGCUUUUAUUCACUCUGCCUUCAUCAAUUUUUCAUGGCAGAUGUUUUAGUGGAGGAGGAGGAGGAGGAGGGCGAGGGCUUCAGGUGGGAUUUGGUUCCAGAUGGAGGAGUUGACUGAGGUUACCCUACUGUCGUGUAGAUAUCGUCAUGCCUGCACUCUUGUAUGUUGCUCACAGGAAACACAGCGCACUGCUUCAUUCAGGGGACAUUCAUCGCUUUAGGCUGACUUCCUGUUGUCAGUAGGUGGCGUUGCAGACCGAAACAUCAGCGAGGCGUUUCGCUAAAACGACAAAUCAGAGCUGCUGUUUGUUAAAGUGAGAGAACUGGAAUCUUGCACUUUCAAUGAUGGAGGAGUGAAAGAGCACGACUGUCUCCUGUCAGCUGGACUCCAUCCACGGCCGUUGGCUGGGAGCAGAUUCGUGUCUGACACUCUGAGUCACAACGAAAAUAUCCUCCUGUUAAUGAGGCUCAACAUUUAAAAUAGGGACGUGUAGCACUUCCUGUUUUGCUGACAGUGCCCAUGCGUGCAGCUAAUUUCAUGCUCACAGCUUCAGCUCACCGGAGUCCAGUCUCAGCCUGAGGCAGUAAUUCAGUUCAGCUGUAUUUAAAAGGCGCCACAUCACAUCAGCAGUCACCUCCAGGUGCUUCAAACUGUACAACACCGUGACCGCUCAGCUUUCAUCUCUCCAGCAAACGAGGAUGUGUUUGUAUUUGUAUCCAGGAUGGGGAAAAACUGCUGAAACAACCAACGAGCCCCAACAAUCAGACCACGCCCUAUGAGCAACUUUGGUGACGGUGGGAACAAAAAACCCUCCAGAACCAUUAUUGCUGGACUCCACCACAGCAGCUGUUUAUGAUUCACAGCUCAUAAUAAUCCUUCUUUGUCUGAUCCUGGGCUUCUGUGCAGCUGCUCCAUUCAUAGUCUGUAUGCUGAUUUAGCCCCUCCCUCUUUUAGACUGACUUUCUUCUGAUUGGCUGCCCCUCACAAAGAACGUGGGUGGAGCUUGUGUAAGCUCUGCCCUGCUGUCACAAAGGCAGCCUUUUAUCUUUGUUCGCCGACGUAAACGCGGCUCAAACAAACACAGCGAUAUUCCAGAACGUCGCAGCAGAUCGGGUCCUGAGGCUGUGGGCGUACUGCUCAUGACGAGCGCGGACAGCAGCAGGACGUUUGGUCCUGAGUCCGCUCGCCGAUUUUGAUGUUUGGGGUGUCGUGCUGAUCCGGCGAGCGGCUCGGGGCGCCGCUGCCUCACUGAGCACGAGGGAAGACCUGCUGAAUAUUUGAUGCCGCUCUGCGUUCAGUGUUACAUAAGAGCGCCACAUCACUGCUGUUCCCAUUCACGUUAACCCCUGAGUGGGCAGGAGAAGCCAGAGCACAGCAGCCAAUCUAACCUCCUGAUGAACGCGACUGAUGAGCGCCCUGCUGCUUAUCAUCCGCUGAUUGGAGCUCUGUGAUUGGCUCGUUUCAGUCCCGCUGGCUCUUUCUCACCCGCGUGUAUCUCACAAACCCAGCUCAGGGCCUGUCCGGUAAUGAUGAGCUGUGAUUGGCCCGAUCCGUCAAACGGUAGUUAACGCCGCCUGCGGUGAGACGUGAAAGCGGCGCUUUGGAAACGAUCUUAACUUGUUCCACAAAACAAUCCUGAGGCUUGGCUGGGAGGUGACUUGGCUGGGAGGUGACUCGGCUGGGAGGUGACUCGGCAGCGUGCUCGCCGUGUCCGAUCCCGGCGGUCCGAGCUGCUCGUUUGGGGUUGUGGCUCUGCAUGUGGCUGGUGUCUGUGGUUUGUGGGAGGAUGUCGGCGGUGAUCUCGUGUGUGUGAUAGGAUAAAUCGGAGCGCGCCUCCACCUGCUGACAGACCGGAAAACUAACGAGGCGUGUAAUUUUCCCGCCUGUGUGGUUUCCGCUCUGAUGUGUCGAGCUUCUUAAUAAAGUGUGAAAACUUCCUGCAGGAUUUGAAGGGUGCCAUCCGCCCCCCUCCACCUGACUUGCCCGUGGUGCUGGUGAGGUGUGGGCUGAUUGGCUGCAGCCAAACGGCCUUUUCUUCGCUCCCUGAAGGACGUGCAGAGCAAUCAGCAGCUUCAGCUCUUUUUCAUAUUGUGUUGAUUUGAAUAACAGCGUGAAGGAAAUGAACAGAGCGCACAUUAAUGAGACUGUGUGUGUGUGUGUGUGUGGCACACAGCACACCUUGUGAAGUAUAAAGGGCUUCAUGUAAAGAGUGUGUGACAGGAAAGGCUGUCGCUGUUUGUUCAGCACGUCUGAACGAGUUUUUGUCUGGAGGGACGCUGGCUCGUCGGACGGCACCGUGCACACCUGCCUUUGUAAACACGAUAACUGAGAACAAGCCGAUGCUUCAGAGGUGGCUCUACCAAAAAUCUGGGAUGUGUUUGAAUGUCGAUGAGCUCGAGGUCAGAGGCUUUCCGUUGAUAUUAGAGUCAUUCAGGUAAUCCCAAGCAUUGCGUCACACCAACCCGAAGAGGAAGGUUGAGAGAGAGAGAGAGAGAGAGAGAGA